Messenger RNA from Acanthaster planci (crown-of-thorns starfish), 2180 nucleotides. Its product is annotated as alpha-N-acetyl-neuraminyl-2,3-beta-galactosyl-1,3-N-acetyl-galactosaminide alpha-2,6-sialyltransferase-like. Gene Ontology annotation, biological process: ganglioside biosynthetic process. Gene Ontology annotation, molecular function: alpha-N-acetylgalactosaminide alpha-2,6-sialyltransferase activity. Lineage: Eukaryota; Metazoa; Echinodermata; Asteroidea; Valvatida; Acanthasteridae. The record is from RefSeq and is a predicted model, not a curated record.
CAGGUCAAAUACCCCAUGAAGCCUCUUGCUCUGUAUGUUGCAGCGUUAGGGAUAGUGGCCACGUUGUUUGUAAUGUCUGCCAUGCUAUCCCCAAUGGUAUCCAACCCUCUCCACUACGGCAUCAUUUCAAAAAAGACCCAUUUGCUAAAUUCUAACGCCAUCUUCAGGGGCCUCAUCCAACGGUGGAGGGCGCUGCCCUCCUCGGCGGGACCUCCAUCAGUGCACGGUACUCUUCGUUUCUAUAGGUCCAUGCUGAAUGACCAGGCGAUCACUCUGAAAUAUUCAUCGUGUGCUCUGGUGUCAAGUUCAGGAAUUCUACAAGACAAAGGUGCUGGCCAAGAGAUAGACCGCCACGCCUGCGUCAUAAGGAUGAAUCUUGCCCCGGUGAAAGGUCACCGGAGAGAUGUGGGAACUCGGACUACUGUGCGGGUCAUGAACUUCCUUUCUGCCCCAGUCGCUGUCCGGGUCCCGAUGCCAGACGGCGCCAUCUUUGUGUGGGGUCUGUAUCUAGACAACAGGACAGAUUAUUACAGGAGGAAGGUCUUAGAGGUAUCCAAAAAAUACGGACACCGAACGCAGAUCGUCUCUUUGACGCCAGACGGUGAAAAACAUGCUGAAUCACUGUUCUACUUUGAAACUGGACGCUCUUUCGAUAUAACAAAGUCUCGGCCGUCAACUGGAUGGUAUACAAUGCUGGUUGCUUUAGACAUAUGUGAGAAGAUCCAUGUCUACGGAAUGGUACCCGCGGAUUAUUGUUCACUUCCUGUCCAAGCCGUCAAUUCCAGACAUCUCUGGCUUUAUAGUACUCCAACUGUCUACUAGAAAUCCAUGCCUCUCGAACUUUGGACGCUGGUUUCUUACUGUCUUUCUCCCCCCUCUUCGUGCCUGAUCCGUCUUGCGGAGAAAAUGGACUCUAUGUCAACUCUUCAUUGCUCAACUAUGAAUGUUUAUCCAAUGGAAUCGGUCGAUACAUUCAUGCAGGGACUCUUCUCAGGCAGCAGUACGGAGUCUAGAGUGUAAAAUGAUAUCUGAUUAUGAAUCCGGCUUCGGAGAGUCGAAAUUUCCCCCCGUCGGUAAAAUGCAAGAGGUGCUUUUGCCACUGGACAUGCUGAUGGUGUCAUUUUUCUGCCGACAUGGUAGCAGCUAUCGCCCUGGCAUUUUCUUCCUCUUGGUAGGGUUGCAGACAAAUGAAAUCUCUCUCUGUUUACAUAAUCCCGCAGAAAAGGAAGGAGAUACGAACGUCUACAUUGUUACCAGUGGCGUAUCCAGCGGGGGGAAGCAGGAAUUUGCCCCCCUAACGGAUAUUUUCACUUUUAUUUUCAUUCUAAUAUUUAUUUUAUCAAAUUUUAAUUUUGAUAUUUAUGUAUCAAGUAUUAGCACCGAAACACUAAGAAAACAACACCAUGAAACAAAAGCUAGGUUUUUGGGACCAUAAGUAAAGGCUUUUGAUAUUGUUUCUCCAUCAUGAUAAAAAGCCCCCCCCCCCAUAUUAACUCCUUGAAGUAAAUUUCGACACUUAAGAAACUACAACAAGGGCUAGGUAUCUGCCCGUACGGUUCUGUGCGGGCCCUGCUGUAAAAAUACAGAUACCGACAACCUACUUGAAAAUUGACGGGUCUUUAAAGUCAUUCAAAAAUAACAUUUUUAUACUAUUAGAAAGAAGAAUAAUAAACAUUCAACUUGCCAAAAGAACAAAAUUGAAAACACUGAGCGUUCCAAAUUUAUGCAUUUAAAAAGAAAACAGUGCUGUUUUUGGAGGUGUUCUUACGGAUUUCCGCUUCCAAGCGGGUGCUUGUCGCUUAAGUUGUGCUAAGAAAUUCAUAUGACAACAAAAGCUGGAUACGCUAUCGAUUGUCACGUGGUAAAAAUGCUGUCUGCACGGCCAAGGGCGCAAAUACUGGACUUCUGGAUUAGUAUCUGGAAUACUGGACUGCUAACUCAAAGAUCUGUUAUCUCAAUAGAGGAACGCUAGUAUUCUAUCGAUGAUUCUACCACUAAAAUGUUUUAGUGUAAUUUAAGUGAUUUAUCAUCCUGUCGUGCUUGUAAGUCUGUACAUGUAUUUUUAAAAUGUGAAGUAUUUUUUCACAAAGUUCAUUUGUUCGAGACUUAUACUCUCCAGUUCGUUUUUAUGAGACCUAUAUUUAGAGGCAUUGAUUCUAUUUUUUGAAAGAAAUAUAGGU